Molecule: messenger RNA, 483 nt
Organism: Coccidioides immitis RS
Lineage: Eukaryota; Fungi; Ascomycota; Eurotiomycetes; Onygenales; Onygenaceae
Exons: 7
Coding region: 1-483 (160 amino acids)
Source: RefSeq, a predicted model, not a curated record
AUGGAAUUGAAUACUGACUCUCAUAUAAUAAGAAAGAGAAUCAAAUCAACAGCCAAAUACAAUACAUUAAUCAAACAGCCAGCAGGUUCUCUGAAAAGCAGACAGAGCAGGGGUGCAUCAUCAAUGUCACAGAAUAAUAUGAUGCAAGAAGCAAUGGACUUGAUAAAGAAUAAUGAUAUUAAUAUAUUAUUUGAGAAAAGUCAGAAGCACUGUAACUCCAGAAAAUACAGUAAAUAUAUCUCUCAGUGUCCAGCCACCUGCUUUAAAGUUGAAAUAAUUGAGAGCAUCUGGACAAGAGUGGUGCAGAUAUGGUAUGAUGGCAGAUAUAAUGUCAGUAGUAUAUCAAGUACUCUAUCUAAUAAACCAAACAAGACAGAAGCUAGAAGACUUUAUAAUAUUGCAAGUUUUGCAUGGGGGCACUUUAUGAAAAAGACUUGUGAUGUUGUAAUGAGGAAACUCUCUGGAUUAACAGCUAAAGAGUGA